AUGUUGGAUUCAGAUAAUGAUGGUGGUAAUCAAAGCGAUAACAAUAUGGAUCAACUUAUUCGCGAUUUUGAAAAUUCAAAUAGGCCAAAACGUAGUAAAAUGAAAAAAACAAAUAAAUCCGGUGGUUUUCAAUCGAUGGGUAAAACACAUGAUUUUUGUCUAUCGUAUACUGUUUUAAAAGGCGUAUUAAAACGUGGUUAUAAAGUUCCAACUCCAAUUCAAAGAAAGGCCAUUCCGAUGAUAUUGAAAGGAAAAGACAUUGUAGCUAUGGCACGGACUGGAAGUGGAAAAACGGCGACAUUUUUGAUUCCUAUGUUUGAAAAACUAAAAGGACACGAUCCAAGUUCGGGAGCAAGAGCACUUAUAUUAUCACCAACUCGAGAACUUGCUCUUCAAACAUUAAAAUUCACAAAACAGCUAAGUUGUUUUACAGAUUUAAUAGCAACAGCAGUCCUCGGUGGUGAAAAAAUUGAAGAACAAUUUAGUAAUUUACAUGCUCAUCCAGACAUAAUCAUAGCCACGCCUGGUCGAUUUAUGCACAUCUGCAUUGAAAUGAAUUUGAAAUUGAAUGAUGUCAAAUAUCUUGUUUUUGAUGAAGCUGAUAGAUUAUUUGAAAUGGGUUUUCAGGAACAAUUACGUGAUAUUAUUAAACGUAUACCAGAACAACGUCAAACAUUAUUAUUUUCAGCAACAUUAUCAAAAAUUCUAGCUGAAUUUGCUAAAGCUGGUUUAUAUCAACCAGAAUUAAUACGUCUAGAUGUCGAAAUGAAACUAAAUGAUAAUUUAACACUAGCAUUCUUCCAUUUGAGACAUGAUGAUAAAACAGCAUUAUUACUCUAUCUACUACGUUCUAUAAUUCCGCGUGAACAACAAGUUGUUGUUUUUGUAGCAACAAGACAUCACUGUGAAUAUUUAAAAGAAUUAUUAGAGCAACAACAACAAACAGAAUUAUUUUCAUGUGUCACAAUUUAUAGCACAUUGGAUCAUGAAUUGCGAAAAAUAAAUAUUUCAAAAUAUCAAGAAGGAAGAACACGUGUGAUGGUCGUAACAGAUAUAGCAGCACGUGGGCUGGAUAUUCCAUGUUUAGAUAAUGUUGUUAAUUAUCAUUUUCCAUCAACGGCAAAAUUAUUUGUCCAUCGGGUUGGUCGUGUUGCUCGUGCUGGAAGAUUUGGUACAGCUUACUCUUUUGUAUCAACUGAUGAACUUUCUUAUUUAUUUGAUCUACAAAGUUUCAUUGGAAAAUCGUUACAUAUUACUCAAGAUACAGAUGAUGUCAACGGAGAUUGGCAUCUUGUAUUUGGAAAUGUACCACAGACAAUUAUCGAUGAAGAACUAGAAACAAUCAAAAGACUUUCGGAAACAUCUGUGGAUCUUAUGAAUUUGUUUAAAGUACAACAAAAUGCCUAUCAACAUUAUAUACGUUCGAGACCAGUAUCAUCGACUGAAUCGAUCAAACAACUUAGAGAAUUUAAUGCUAAAUUAUUAACAAUGGCUAUUCAUCCAAUUUUUCGUCAGUCUGGUUUUACUGAUCAAAUAAAUCCAAACACGCUCGCUGCUCAACUGAAACAUUUUCGCGCGAAAAAUACGAUAUUUGAAGUGAAUCCGUCACCGGGCAAUACUGCAUGUGCAGUAAUGAAACGAAAGCGUUUGCGUGAUGAGAAACGAAUUUUAAAACAUGAUCAACAAUUGGCAGACAAAACUAAUGAGAAUAUACAAAAGAAUGACGAAAAUGAAACUAGUAAAACCGUUCAAGUUCGUAUUUAUUUUCUCGAGAUUAACAAACGUUUGGAAAUACAAUCGUUUGAGCGACAAGCCAAUCAAGUUGUGAUGGAUAUUAAUAACGAUGACGGAGUUGAAAUUCGUCACCAAAUGCAAAAAACAAAAUGGGAUAGGAAAAAGAAAAAAUUUGUGAAUGUUGUUGACAGUGAAACAAAAGGAAAAAAAAUCAAAACAGAAAGUGGUCAAUGGAUCCGUGCAUCAUAUAAAUCAGAUGUCUAUAAAAAAUGGCUGGAUAAAUCGAAAUUCAUUGAUAAAGAUGGGAAUCAGAAUGAUAAAAAUCAUUCAGAUAAAAAUCAUAGAAAUAGACAACAACGUCCAUUCAGUCAAAAUCGACAUGAGGAAUCAACAGCUGAAGCUAAACCUCGCCAAUUUCAACAACGUGUAAAACAAUUGAUGAAUAAACAAAAAGGAGAAAACGGAAAGGAACAAAAGUAUCCUCGUCGAUCUGAAUUGAAACGUCCAGACCAAAUUCUAAAAAAACGUAACGAGAAACGUAAGAAAGAUUCAUUACAACGUGCACGUCAAAUGAAAAAGGCUGGACGUACGAAUUAUAAAAACAAGAAACGUGGAGGAGCAACCAAAGGAGCAACCAAAGGAGGUGGAAAUAUGAAAAUGAAAAGGACCAAACAACGCUAG
This is a messenger RNA of Didymodactylos carnosus, 2415 nucleotides long. NCBI's taxonomy places the organism in Eukaryota, Metazoa, Rotifera, Eurotatoria, Philodinida, Philodinidae. The record is from the annotation of a GenBank genome assembly.